Pseudo-nitzschia multistriata is the source of this 3412-nucleotide messenger RNA. NCBI's taxonomy places the organism in Eukaryota, Bacillariophyta, Bacillariophyceae, Bacillariales, Bacillariaceae. The record is from the annotation of a GenBank genome assembly.
CACUUCAAAUUUCACAGUAGUACUWCGGCGAACAUUUCCCGUCUCCGUCUCAACCGGAAGAUUCAAUGCUGAUAAAAAAAUAAUUAAACCCCGCAGAAAUCUACCAUCGCUCGGUGCAAYUGAACAUUACUUUCUAGAGGAGGUCAAGGCUAAAUAGACGUCUAGAUUUGUCUCCCGACCAACGGCAUCUCGGGUGUCUUGAGUUGAUGGUAGUUUUUUCAUAGUUGCACCUCGGAAGCCGAUUUCGGAAGCCGAUUUCGAAAGCCGAUUUCGAAAGCCGAUUUCGAUCUAGAUGCUGCCUUCAUGGGAGUGGGCGCUGACGGCAUGCCUUGUUUUUAUGUGCGCUGAGGUUGCUCGAGCCCUCGUCGGAAACGCUGGGGAUUGCAGCUUGAUGACUUUCGUAGAUGUCACCUGGAAGUAAGUACUGAAAACACACCAUKUAAUUUUCUUUCGAAACAAUGUCGAUUCUUGAUUUUGAUUUGUCGCAUGCGUCUCUCAACACUGCGACUCAAAUAUCCCAAUGACGUYGAAACGUCGCAAAAAAGUGGCACCRGUGAUAUUAGGAAAGAGACUGAAUUUGCAUUUUCCCACAUUGCAGCCGUUCUUUUGGCAGUGAGCGAUUUCAAUCAGCGGAAUCCUUCCGUCGUACCUGAGCUGGUGUCUAAUCCUUCAAUUCAGCAGUGCAAUUUCAAUUUUGGGGAGAUUAUUGUGGAGGAYACGCAACAUCUUGUGUCAAGGACGGUCGAUAAACUUUAUAACUACGUGAAACAUGCCAACGAGCCUUGUGGAAUGAUUGGGAGCUAUAGCCACUUUCCAAUUCAGGAUGUGAGUACAUUCGCAUCGGCGAUGAAAGUUCCUAUGGUAACCCAUACUAGUUUGGGCACAGAACUCUCCAUUUCAAACAUGCAAAAGUACAUUAGUCAAUCGAACGCGUUGGCAUCGCAGGCCAUGAGACCGAUGAUUAAACACUUGCGGGACGAUUUAGGCAGAGAAAAUUAUUAUUCCAUUCUGUAUUCAUCGAAUCGACGAGAGUACCUGUCCUUAGCAAAGCUUCUAGAACACAAGUUGCACAACGAAGGGAUUCAAUCUCACAUGCAAGGGUAUAGUUCGAUCAGUUACAUCAGUAAGAAAAUAUCGAGUGGUGCUGAUGACUUAUACAACGCAACCGGAAGGAUAAAAGAAAUCGGGUACAGAACAAUAAUUGUCAUUGGGGAUAAUACUGUUCUGAAUCAAUUCACUGGUUGGAUUGAUCAACUGGCUAUAGCCGCGAACAGUCACGGUAUGAAUCAAGGGGAAUAUUUCUGGGCAUUUUGGAACGACAUGACUCUUUCAGAAAACGGUAAUUUUCUGAACCACUUGCCAAAAGACGACUUGAGGUACAAACUUCUGUCGGGCGCAGUGGCAUUUGAUUUCAUUGAACCAUUUUUGCUCGAUGGAGACGACGACAAAUUCUUGAAGCAUUGGAAAACACAGAACGACAGCAUGGUUGAACAGUUAAAUGCCAUUAAUCCUAUCGCGGACAGUAAACCGGGAUACUACGCACCGUCUGAUGAUUAUUUUCAAACGAUAACUCCCGCGCACGGAUCGGCCUUUCUUUACGAUGCUGUGAUUGCUGUGGGGGUUGGUGCUUGUACCGAAGCUCACAUUCUAGGUCGUAAUGGCGACGUGAGCAACCUMACUGGUGCUGAGCACAUCCAGGGCUUACAAAAGUCGGUGUUUAGWGGUGCGAGCGGUCAUUUCCAAUUCGACGAAAGAAUUGGAGSCAAUGUGCGAACAUUUUCUUCSGGAAUUUAUGCAGCCUACAACCUAUUACCUUUUGGUACUCAGMAGGGCUACAGAACGAAUGCAAUACUAGACCCAAUGGUUAACUCAAUGACUGCUGCUACAUACAAGGAACCCGGAAGCGACAAUUCUACAUGGAUUACAAUUGACGAAUUUAUCUUUUACGGGGGUUUGCCAAUGGGUAGCAUUCCAUUAAUUGAUCCAGAACGAAUGAACUAUCUUCCUCGGGCAGCCCAGAUUUCUGGAUUUACAUUAUAUUCGAUAGCCGUUGUCGGAUUUGCGUCUUCGAUGGUAUGGAUCGUUGUGCACCGRAAUCAUCCAGUUCUUUUGGCAGCGCAGCCAAUUACCUUGCUAGCCAUGAAUGUUGGUGCGUUCCUGAUGGUAUCUACAAUCCCGACAAUGUCUUUUGACGAGACAUCCGGGCUUACGGAAGCUGAUCUUAGCAAGAUCUGCACGGCAAAUCUUUGGUUUUACGUGGUGGGGAUUAUUUUUAUGUAUGGYGCCAUAUUUGUGAAGGUGAGCAUACAAUAAUCACAAUCUCUCGCUUAGUGASGACAAACGCGACCGUUCUCAAAUGUGUGUCCACAUCUCCAUUCUGCGUUUGAAAUUUGUAUUUUUACAGUUGGCGAGGGUGAACAAGGUUCUGCAAUUCAGGAGACAAACAGUUACGUUCAAGCAGAUUGCAUUCCCGGUGUAUAUCAUAUUUACAGUUGCGGUGGCUCUGCUAAUUGUCUAYACGAUUCUUCACGGACAACAGUGGGAUCGGGACGUCAUCAACCAAAGAACAGGGGAAUCCUACGGRAAGUGCAGCUCAAAAGGCCCCGAAGGCAUGAUUUAUACGCUGAUAUGCAUCAGUUUCGUUCCGAUGGUGUUGGCGGUGGCGGCCGCGUGGAAAACGAAGGACGUCGAAGACUCGUUCUCCGAAAGCUGGUGGAUCUUUGCCGCCACGUUUGUGAACACCCAGCUGUUUYUGGUCCUCGCUCCGAUGGCUUAUAUUCUCGAGGAUGCCAACACCGUCGGUUAUUACCUGUGUCUAGUUUUCAUGGCGUGGACGACAGCCGUAUCGACCAUCCUGAUGGUUAUGGUUCCCAAGGUGCUGGCCUUUCACGGAUUGUWCGGGGGGGAAGCCGUGCAGAAAAGAGGGUGAGUCUGUUGUCUGCAAGGUUUGCGCGUUGGCGUGCGUCGUGGUUUGCUCCUUUCUCACGUGCGUGUGUUUGUCGCUCGCUUGUUGUCURCGCGCCGGACGGCACGGCAUGCCAUCGUCAGUGCCCGGUCCGACCAGAAUCCGAGGUCGUUCGAGAAGGGAAUCUCCCGCGUCCAAUCUCGGCCCGGAACGCACCAAUCUUCGCCGACGCCGGUGCCUGUCCGUGCCUUGGCCGUAGACGGGGGAUCGAGGAAACGGCAUCGGGCGGACCGGGAUUCCAACUAGACAGAACUCAUCCKCGGCGACGCACCGCACCGCGGGGGAGUGUGCUGCAUUCAAGAGAAACAAAAUGGACGAUGCUCUCUUAGCUAGUGGAGUCCCAGAUCAUAAUUUGGAUUGUAUAGUACURUCGUAUGCACAGAAAACGAGAACGCGGAUGCUACAAUCAUGGUUUGGUGUGACAGAAAAUACAGUGCAUGUUUAGUU